AUGUGCCAAAGCAACCGCUGCUACAUCGUCCCCCAGUACCUCCUCCGCAGCAUCGUGGAAAGCAACGAUGAGGAAGUCACCCCCGAGGUCCGCCAGAAUGCCGACUGGACCCUGCGUGAGGGCCUCGUCGACCUAAGGGCCAAGCGGGCCGACAUCUUUGCUUCCCUGACCGUCCCGCGCGGCUUCCACGCGCAGCAGCAGCAGGCGAUCCCCCACCGCCACAGCAUCGUCCCGGACGUCCUCUUCCAGCAGAUCGCCGACAGCGACGAGGUGGACGAGGACACGCGCGGCCACGCCCGCGCCGAGCUCGAGCACAUCCGCUCCAAGAUCGCCGAGUUCAAGGCCGUCCAGGAAGGGUCCGCCUCGGCCCAGAAGCCGACGCUGCAGGCCGAGGGCGCCAGGGGCGACGAGAAGGAGGGCGAGGUCGCAAAGUUCUACCGCGCCAUCUACGACGCGCAAAAGAACCCCAAGGAGUCCAAGCUGCCGGGCAAGGCGAUUCGUCUCGAGGGCCAGGAUCCCACGGGCGACGUAGCCGCCGACUCGGCCUACGACAACGGCGGCCUCGUCCUGCAGUUUUACAAGGACAAGUUCAACUGGAGCUCGAUCGACAACAAGGGCAUGCACGUGGUGAGCUCUGUGCACUUUGGCAUCAACUACGAGAACGCCUACUGGGACCCCAGCAAGAUGCAGAUGGUCUACGGCGAUGGAGACAAGUUCUUGUACAAGUUCGCUGAAUGUAUUGACGUCAUCGGACACGAAAUGACCCAUGCCAUCACGGAGCACACCAGCCCCCUCAACUACCAAGGCCAGUCCGGCGCCCUGAACGAGCACGUGUCGGACGUGUUUGGCAUCAUGGUCAAGCAGUUCAAGGAGCAGGAGAAGGCCGCCGAAGCAGACUGGUUGAUCGGCGAAGGCUGCCUCCUGCCCGGCGUGAAGGGCGUCGCCCUCCGCAACAUGAAGGAGCCCGGCACCGCCUACAACGACCCUCGCUUCGGUAAAGACCCACAGCCCAACCACAUGAGCGGCUUCAAGGUCAUGACGGCGGACAACGGCGGCGUGCACAUCUACUCGGGCAUCCCGAACCGCGCCUUCUGCCUGGCCAGCAUCGCUUUUGGUGGCUUCAGCUGGGAGAAGGCGGGCCAGAUCUGGUGGCACACGAUGAACUCGGGCCGCAUCCCGCCGCGCUGCAACUUUGUCCAGUUCGCCGACGUGACGGUCGAGGUGGCGGACGAGAAGUACGGCGAGGAGGCGGCAAAGAUCGUGCGCGAGGCCUGGAACACGGUUGGCGUCGUGCGGAAGCAGGGCCUCUAG
This is a messenger RNA of Gaeumannomyces tritici R3-111a-1, 1311 nucleotides long. RefSeq names its product extracellular metalloprotease. Bases 1 to 1311 code for a protein of 436 amino acids. Gene Ontology annotation, biological process: proteolysis. The transcript has 4 exons. The record is from RefSeq and is a predicted model, not a curated record. Lineage: Eukaryota; Fungi; Ascomycota; Sordariomycetes; Magnaporthales; Magnaporthaceae. Gene Ontology annotation, molecular function: metalloendopeptidase activity.